UGCGCUGAAAAUGCUCUGGUGAUAGCCAGCCUAAAGCUGCAGGUGGGGGCCGUGACCAGGGAGAGGGAAGAGGGAAUUUGCUAACUUCUAAUUUAACCCCUAAUAGCUGGAUAUUAGCCAACAUUUAUGUGAUACUUUUAUUAUUUCAUCACGACAGCCACCCGAGAGGUAGGACGUCUUAUCUCCAUUCUACUGUGAGGAAACUGAAACUCAAGGAGUUAUCUAUUCAAGAUCGCACGCUAAUAUAUGGCAAUGAUGGCUCUGGAGGCCAGGUCUUCUCAGUCUUGUCCUGCUCUUGCAUAUUGCUUUCAUGUGGUGCCUGCUCCAAAAUCUGCUGCCAGAGCUUCUCCCUGCACGCGCUGUGCUCUGCAAAGGGCCCAGUGUUGAUUCCCAUUACUCUCCUUGUGUGCUUAGCCUCUCUGUACCUGGUUCAGGACGAAUUAAGCAAGACUUAACUUAGAAGGGAACUGGCUGUAUAUAAUGCAGCAAACACCAAGGUGACACUUGUUGUUUGUACUACCAGAGAUUGAAGCCAAAAUUCUUAUCGAAACUGAUUUGUAAAAAUCUUGUAAGUGACAGCUCCAUAGAACACCUCAGUUCCCUAGGGUCACCUAAAGGUGAAAAAGGGUGGUUCUUAGCCCUUUCAGGGGAAUUUUUAAACCCCCAACCAUCUCUGUUGCAAGAAGCUGCUUUUUCAGAGGAAUGUAGCAUGUUUUUCAUCACAUUCCUGUUAUCAGAGCAAAGAGAAAUCAGUGGACUGGAACAGUAACUUAGUGGAAAAGACUGGAUCUGCUGAUUUUGAAACUUUUAUCCAGGAUGGAGCCAAAGAAAACAUUCACUUCCCCCAGUGAUAUCCCAUGAGCUUGAUCCACCCCCUCCCACCCCUUUUCCUUGCAGAGGAUAAGGAGACCUGUGUGGGUACCAACAAUCAAAGCUACAUCUGUGAUACAGGACACUGCUGUGGACAGUCUCAGUGCUGCAACUACUACUAUGAACUCUGGUGGUUCUGGCUGGUGUGGACCAUCAUCAUCAUCCUGAGCUGCUGCUGCGUCUGCCACCACCGCCGAGCCAAGCACCGCCUUCAGGCCCAGCAGCGGCAGCAUGAGAUCAACCUGAUCGCCUACCGGGAAGCCCACAAUUACUCAGCGCUGCCAUUUUAUUUCAGGUUUUUGCCAAACUAUUUACUACCUCCUUAUGAGGAAGUGGUGAACCGACCUCCAACUCCUCCCCCACCAUACAGUGCCUUCCAGCUACAGCAGCAGCAGCUGCCUGCGCAGUGUGGCCCUGCAGGCUGCAGCCCCCCAGGCGCCGAUUCCACCAGGGGCUCCCAGGGGGCGCAGAGCAGCCCCUUGUCUGGGCCCAGCAGAAGCAGCACGAGACCCCCGAGUGUCGCAGACCCUGAGCCCUCCGACGUGCCAGCUGACCCAGCAGCCACCAAAGCCCCCGGAAUGGAGCCCAGCAGCUCUGUGGCCGGCCUGGGGGAGCUGGACCCUGGGGCCUUCCUGGACAAGGAUUCAGAAUGUAAGGAGGAGCUGCUGAAAGAUUAUAGCUCCGAGCAGGGCAGCGCUCUCCCCGACAGCAAGGACAAGACGCCUGGUAGACAUCGCCGCUUCACGGGCGACUCGGGCAUCGAGGUGUGUGUGUGCAACCGGGGCCACCAUGACGACGACCUCAAAGAGUUCAGCGCGCUCAUUGACGAUGCUCUGGAUGGGCCCCUGGACUUCUGCGACAGCUGCCACGUGCGGCCCCCUGGCGACGAGGAGGAAGGGCUCUGCCAGCCCUCCGAGGAGCAGGCCCGAGAACCCGGGCACCCCCACCUGCCACGGCCGCCUACGUGCCUGCUGCUGAACACCAUCAAUGAGCAGGACUCCCCAAACUCCCAGAGCAGCAGCUCCCCCAGCUAGAGCAGGCCCCGCUGCGCCUGAGAACUUGGCAAAGCAACCAGGGUAGGGGAGAACCACGAGAGAAGCAUUAAAUGACUUUCAGAGAAAGUGGGACAGCCACUUCGUUCUUUUUUUUUUCCCUCCACUCCUGCAUUUUCCUAUAUCUCCAGGUACAGUGUGGGGCAUGGAUGCCUCUCUCCCUACAGAAGCACAGUGUUGUGGAGGUCUGAGAAGUUGGUUCUGAGACUCAUUCCUCAUACCCUACCCCAUCCCCUCUGUUCCCUUUUCAAAUCAUGUCUCACUGCCUGCUGGGGUCAGAGAGAUGUGGGUUUUAGAAGCCCCGAAGGAAGGGGUCUGAGACUGUGCCCUGAGGUGACUCUUGGUGAUGGAGUAGACUUAUGCUCUGGCGUUAGUGUAAGAGAACCUUGCUCUGUCUCAGCCCUGGGUGACAAAGGAAGCCUACAGAGGCCCGGAGAUUGUCACCCCUCGCUGCCAGUGUCUACAGAGGUGGAAUUGGGCUAAUCCUGUGGGAGGAUGAGAGCUGACGGGCAGUUGUGGGGUAAAUUGUUUGGGGGGCUUGUUGCUCUCUCAAAUUCCAGGUGACAAGAUUGAUGCCCCACUGUGCAUCCUUGAGGGGCCCUUCCCAGCAGGUUCUGGUUGGCCACAGACUGGUUCAGGUGUGGAAGAUUAUACCACCUUCUCUUUGUUUUUUCUUUUUUAAAAAAACCAGCAAAAGCGAGCUGAAAACAAGAACUUUACCAGUGGGCAGACAAGAAUUCUGUUCUGGAAAAGGGAACUUUGUGGCUCUUUCCCAAGUCGGCCUCCAAAGAGCCUGGCUGCAGUAGAGCCAGAAGGAGAUGUCUUGUGUGCAGGCUUGGGUGGGGUACCUGGAACUUCUGGGGGUGCGCAGGAAGCCCUAAGCCAUGGCGGUGGACAGAGGUGCAGCUUUCUGCAUCUCUGCCCUUUGGUCUGUGCCCACAGGUGACCAGGGCCCUCUCCAUCCCAAGCAUAGUCUGCCGUCCUUCAUGUCUCACUGUUGUAUGUGAACAAAUGAGGAGGCCAUGGGUCCUGAGAAAGGGUGGCCCCAUAGGCUGGCUCUCACACAGUAUUUUCUCUUGAUUCUGAAUAAGUUGUUUGUUGUUGUUUUUUUUUUUUUAAACUGACCACUUGGAAAAAAUGCCUUUGUUAUCUGUGAUUUUUAUGCCCUUUCCCUGCCCCCGCUUCUGAGUCGGGUAACUAAUUUUUGUAGCCCAUGUAAAGAGCCUAAGUGGCCCAGGUGGGAGGAUGAAGGCAGCCGUCCAGAAGGACCACAGGAUCCUAUUACUGUGGUUUGGCUUCAGAUAACUAGUCGAACUUUGAUAGGAAUAAUCUGAAUGGAGAAAGCAAAUAGCCGAAACUAACAUUCCCUGUCCAGCCCUGUUCAUAUGAAGAGUUUGGUUCUUCCCCCUCUCUUGAACAAUGACAUUCAGACUAGGCAUUGAUGUUACAAGAAAGGAAAAAAAAAAAUAAAUAAAAUAUAUAUAUAUAUAUAUAUAUAUAUAUGUACACAAAAAUAACAAAUCCAAGGCUGUGAGGUGAACGAGUGUCUGCGUUUGGAGUCCACAACACCAAAAUCCAUGUUGAACAAAGUGAAGUCCGUAUACAGUGACUUUUUGGAUAACCUGUGUAUGUCUGUCUGUUGUGUGUGAGCCUCCAGCCCUGUUUUCCUGUGAAUAUACUUUGAAUGGCAGCCAUUCUGCUCACGUUAACCACACGUUUGGAGCAGAUAUGGCCCUCUCAAGGUAAUUGAUUUUACGCAUUUACUGUUUACUGAACAAAUGUCUGACUGUGUGCUCGGGUGUAUUUAGCAGCAUUGUCGACGGCAGUCCCCUGUGUUUGCCAGAGAUACUGUGCUCGAAGUAGAGGUUUUACUCUACCUGUCACUGCAAUUUGCACAUUGCUCCGUGGACGCUCAGAGGCCUGUGUUCUGUUCCCUGUAAAUGGAGACGUGCUCUGAACCCGUCUGCCCCCCUUGGCUGCUCCUGGCCUUCGAUGUCAACCCCCAGUGGGUGUCCACAAGCACUCGGGACAGAAGGCGAAGGUGGAACUUCAGACAGAAGCUUGAUUGGAUCUUCAGUGACAAGCUUGGACUAGCUGUGGCCCAGAC
Molecule: messenger RNA, 4029 nt
Organism: Diceros bicornis minor
Lineage: Eukaryota; Metazoa; Chordata; Mammalia; Perissodactyla; Rhinocerotidae
Gene: WBP1L
Product: WW domain binding protein 1 like
Exons: 4
Coding region: 858-1904 (348 amino acids)
Source: RefSeq, a predicted model, not a curated record